This is a messenger RNA of Saccharomyces eubayanus, 930 nucleotides long. RefSeq names its product cyclin-dependent protein serine/threonine kinase inhibiting protein SIC1 (gene SIC1). Bases 1 to 930 code for a protein of 309 amino acids. NCBI's taxonomy places the organism in Eukaryota, Fungi, Ascomycota, Saccharomycetes, Saccharomycetales, Saccharomycetaceae. The transcript has a single exon. The record is from RefSeq and is a predicted model, not a curated record.
AUGUUCAAAGAACCUGAUACGGAUACUGUAAAUCAAACAUACCUCGACGCAGUUUUGACCCCAGAAUCAGGGACGACUACACAAGCAAUGACACCUUCCACCCCACCCAGAUCGAGAGGCACUAGGUAUCUUACACAGUCCAACGCCAAUGCUGGCUCUAACGGGAUGAUGCAACCGCAAAGGACCCCUCAAAAGCCUUCACAGAACUUGGUCCCUGUUACUCCAUCGACAGCUAGGCCGUUCAAGAAUGCGCCAUUACUAGUGCCUCCCAACGCGAGCAUGGGUAUGACCUCCCCAUUCAAUGGACUUACUUCACCUCAACGCUCACCUUUCCCGAAAUCUUCAGUCAAGAGAACACUAUUUCAAUUUGAAAGCCACGAUGAUGAGAUAAUAAGGGAGGAACAGAAACCGUUGGGUCGUGUGAAUAGAAUGUUGUUUCCCACUGAAGGUGUGCAGCAGGAUGAAGAGGAGGAGGAGGAAGUGUUGCUCCCCCCCAGCAGACCCACCUCUGCCAGGCAGUUGCACUUAUCACUCGAUAGAAAUGAACUUGAUGAAGCGUACAGAAAGAAGAUUAUUAAAGAUGUACCCGGUACGCCCAGCGACAAGGUGAUAACGUUUGAACUGGCCAAGAAUUGGAACAACUAUUCCCCACAAAACGGAACCAGUAGCCAAGAAAGCGGAGAUGAGGAAGAAGUCAUCAUCAGAUCAGCACAAGUAGGUAAAAAUCCCUUUGCAUCGGAAGAAGCAGUCACUCGGGAGAUUAGGAGUGAACGCAAGAAAGCAUUAUUAAGAGAAAACCCUGAUAUAGAAGAUGUGAUAACUUAUGUUAACAAAAAGGGCGAAGUAGUAGAGAAACGAAGGCUCACUGAUGAAGAGAAACGAAGGUUCAAACCAAGGGCAUUGUUUCAAACUGGGGAUCAAGAGCAUUGA